Triticum dicoccoides is the source of this 1686-nucleotide messenger RNA. RefSeq names its product tRNA-specific adenosine deaminase TAD1-like. Gene Ontology annotation, molecular function: tRNA-specific adenosine deaminase activity; double-stranded RNA adenosine deaminase activity; adenosine deaminase activity. The transcript has 9 exons. The coding region runs from base 316 to 1476 and encodes 386 amino acids. Lineage: Eukaryota; Viridiplantae; Streptophyta; Magnoliopsida; Poales; Poaceae. Gene Ontology annotation, biological process: RNA processing; adenosine to inosine editing. Gene Ontology annotation, cellular component: cytoplasm; nucleolus. The record is from RefSeq and is a predicted model, not a curated record.
UCAAAAGAAAAAAAAUCCUCCUUCAGUCUCCCCCACUGCCUCGCCGUCGCGGAUCCAUCCCACAGCCGGGAUCUCCGUCCGCCGUAUUUCCUCCGAGCUUCUUUCUCGGAGCCCGGUCGUGCCACCCCCACACCGACUGGAGAUUCAUCUCGAGCGCCGGCGCAGUAGGGAGGCCACGCGCAUCGGCGGCGACCAGAGAGGAGGAGGAGGAAGGCGGCGGGGUUCUCGCGCGCGCGUCGGCACUCGGCGGAGCAGGAGAAGGGCGCCGGCUGCCUCAGGCUGUAACCUCUGGUCUGGAGCCAUUGUCUUGCCUAAAUGCUCUGCUGCUCCUCGCCGCAGCCGCUACACGGCGUCCUGUGGGCCGAGGCCGCCUCCUCUGCCGCCCUCCGCCAGUACUAUGCCCUCCCCAAGAAGGGCAAGCCGCAGGGGCGCGAGUCCACCGUCCUCGCCGCCUUCCUGCUCUCCUCCCCGCAGAGCCCACUCAACCCAACCGUCCUCUCCCUGGCCACUGGCACCAAGUGCCUUGGUGCAGCUCGUCUCAGACCUCACGGUGACCUCGUCCAUGACGCCCACGCCGAGGUCAUUGCCCGCCGUGCGCUCCUCCGCCUCAUUUAUGCCGAGAUUGGCACGGACAACCCACCAAGUUGGCUGGUUGCCUCUGGCGCUGAUGGGCGGUGGAGGCUGAAGGACGGGCAUCAGCUGCAUCUCUACAUCACGCAGCUCCCCUGUGGGGUCAUGCCGGUGCCGCCGUCACCCUUGGAGGUUCGAAGGGAACAGCUGGAUACCAUGGUGAAUGGAUGCAGUGAUGUUUGUUUCGUUCAAAGGAAGCCAGGGCGUGGUGAUACAACAUUGUCAGUGAGCUGUUUUGACAAAAUUACUCGCUGGUGUGUCGUUGGGAUUCAAGGUGCAUUGCUGUCACACAUUCUCGAACCCUUGUAUUUGUCCACCAUUACCAUUGGACAAUCACCUGGUGGUGCACCUGACGGGUUUUGUAUUGAAAGUAACGUUGUAAAAGUUCUUGGUGCUCGUCUGUCUUGUCUAUCCAGAAAAUUCCCUGACCCUUUCAAACCGAACAAGCCACUAUUUUUUGAGGCACCUAUCCCCCCUCAAGAGUUUCAACAGACUUCAGGAGAUAUACCGCCUUUGACUUGCGGGUACUCAAUAUGCUGGAAUAAAUCCGGCUUGCAUGAAGUUGUUUUAGGAACAACUGGGAGAAAACAAGGCACAUCUUCAAAGGCAGCAUCCUCACCGUCCACCGAGUCAUUGCUCUGCAAGAUAAGAUUGGCAGAGACCUUCAUAUCACUUGAGCAUCCAUUAGUCACAAAGUUCUGUCACGAGGAACUGUCUUAUCAUGCAAUUAAGGAUAUGGCUUGUGAGUACCAACAGAUGCUUGAGCUUCUUAGGAAGGCUCCAUUUUUUGCCCGGUGGCGUGCUAAGCGAACAUCGGUUGAUUCAUUUACACUUCCACGGUCAUAAUCAGAUCUCGAAGUUCCAUGCUGCGUCCCAGAGGCUGUUUCUUGAAGUUCCUUGAUUUCACCAUAAUUCUAGCAGUUUCGCGUAGCAGCUGUUUCAACUUAGUUAUAGCAUGUAUGCUUCUGCACAACACUGAAGUCUUUUGAACUGUUGUAGCCUGUAACAAACCUAUAAAGCCCUGUGAUGUUUGGCACCAUGAGGUGUUUAUAUGGA